Messenger RNA from Lymnaea stagnalis (great pond snail), 24123 nucleotides. Lineage: Eukaryota; Metazoa; Mollusca; Gastropoda; Lymnaeidae. The record is from the annotation of a GenBank genome assembly.
ACGCAAGGCUCAAUCAGCCCCGUCCGUGGUGACUGAACUAGGGUUUGGUGGAAGCAUAGAAAUAUUUUCUAACAGAAUAGGAUUAGUUCGAACGUAAUAGAUUUUGACAGGGGAAAAUAUUGAACUAUUGAUAAUCAGAAAUUAAAAUCAUUUAAGGUAUUCUAUAUUUAAUAAGAGAAUGGGGUUAUAUAUGGGAAAUAAAUUUACAGUGAACAGUAGUGGGUUAACUCAGAACAGAACAGGUCGUUCAAAAUAAAAAUAAGUAGUUACUUCUAGAAUUACCUCUGUUUAACCGUCAAUUAUCUAAUAGAAUAGUUACUAAACUAAUUGGGUUGCAUUAUUGCGUAAAACAUGUUAAAGCCAUAACAUGGAUUGAUAGGUAAACUUGAUUUAGCAUGAUAGUCAUAGAAAUGGAACAUGCUACUAGUUGGAGUUGGAAUGAACAGACAAGAUGGACGACGGAUGGAAAACCGGGGUUGAAAUGCAAUGUGACUGAUCCCCUCGAGAUUGCAGUCCUCAACUGGGCACCAGCCCGUGUUUCUAUAUGUAUAUAUAUAAAUGUAUGCAAUGAUGCUCUAAAAAUCGUUUGUUGUCCACAGGUUGGUGAUUUUUAGUAGCCAUUUCAGAAAAGCAUUUAACAUCUACGAAGAAGAAACAUCGUGUCGUGACCUAUUUUUAUCAUUGGCAUUGGCCUUUCUUCCUUUACAGUUCAUUUUAACAGUACCAUUGCAGGUAGGCGGAUAAGACCGCUUUUAGUGUAUUUUAUCUUCACAUUUUAUUAUUAACACUUUUUCUCCCUUAGGAGAAAAAGUAAAUGUUUUGAAAAUAUGCUGUUACUGAAUUCUGACCACCAAUGUCCGAAUCCUACGAUUCGGAUAGCCUUUGACCUCGUAAAGUCAUGUGAUACAUGAGUAUUGAAGUCUUAAAAAUUUUAUUAUAUUUAGAUAUGCCCUGCCUCUGUUCAUCCCAACCUAAGCCUAAGGAGAGCUAUCCCCACUCAUAAUUAUUGAAAACAAAUGAGAUAUUUAAGCUUAUUAUUAAUUUGAUAUUAGUGAAAUACGGCAUAUAAUUAUUUUUUUAUGGCAAAUUACAGUAAUUUAUAUAUUAUAUAGAUUAUACACCAUAUUGUCCAUAUUCAUACAUUUAGUAUUUAUUAGAUGAAUCUUAAAUAAUAAAAUAAGCUUACUCAUUUAUAGGCUAAAAAUAAUAAUAAUACUGUUCUGUGAGUGUUCUUGUUCUUUUAAAUAUUACAAGUCUCAUAUUUAUAGCCAGAAUAACAAUAAAUUCUAUUUAAUUAACCCUUGACUUUUUAAAAAAGUUUAAAUGGUAAGUCCAACUUAUGAAAUAUCAUAAUUAAUAUUGACCUGUAACUUUUCAUUUUCAUGUUAAAAAAAAGGAAGAAAUUUUAUGCAAUAUCUUUUUUUCAUCUGCAUUUCAAUAACACUUACUGUAAUGACUUAAUGAUUAUAAAUAUAGGCCCUAAUAUUACUAAUAUGAGCAAUUUUUAUUGUGAUACAUUUUUAUUGCCAGUGUUGUGAACAUAAAUCUUGUAAUUGGCAUUGAUUUUAUUUAGCUUAUGUCUAAAAGAAAAAAAGCAUUUAAAUAAACCUGUAUUUCAUAUACGGAUAUCCAUUAUAGUCAUUAUCAUAAAAAUACAUACCAGGUAUGUAUUAAUUUUUUUAAAAGCUAAUUCAGUAACAGUAGAGUCUGCAUAUGGACCAUCUUCAAACUCUGCAGUUACUGAAUGAGUUUUUAGCCUAAAGUAGUUAUGUAAAAUAUUAAAUAAUAUAACAUAAAAAUCAGCUUUUAAAAAUUCAAUGGUGUAAAAAUAGUUUAAAAGUUAAUGAAAUUAUUAUUUUUUAUUUGAAGUUAUUAAAGAUUAAAACUUUAAAUUACCUUACUUUAGAUAUUAACACUUUAAAUACGGUACAUUUUUAGAUUUCAGUAACAAGCGCAAUUAUUUUUAUAUUGAGAAUCAGAAGUGUAUGCCUCUCAUUCACAGAUAAUUUUUUAUUCUUAAAUAAUUUCUCAAUGAUUCUUCCUCAGUAAUUUUUAAUGUAAAUCUGCAGGGGCUGUAAAAUCUAUACCAUCCAUGAAUUACCCCCCUUGAAUUUUAGUCACAAUAAUUUUAAAAAAUUACACUUAUGUCUUUAAAAUUUCAUUUCUUUUAUUCCAAAGGAGCUGGCUAUUUGAUGUCAAAGUACAACAUAAUAAUAGCAACAAUGAUUAUUUCCUUUUGGAAGUUAACUUUGUCAUGUAAUUUGCUAAAAUGAUUAAUAUUUUUAGAUCUCUUACUCUUACAGCUUAUUGACAGACAGUGGGAGUGAGCUAAGAACAUCAGACAUCACAAUCAAAUGACAUCAUGGUUGAGAAUUAAACAUAAACUUUUAUGCUAUAAAGGUUUUAAUGCAAAGGUUCACUGCAACUCUAAAAAAACAGGCGAUUCGAGGUAGUUUGUGAUAUUUUAAUUAUUUUUGUGAAAGCAAUAAAGUAUGUGAGCUUUUACAAACUGUGUUGUUUACUUUCUCAAAAUAGGUAUGUCAAGGUUGAAUUUGUCAUUGUGAUGUGUGCCAGCUGCUAAAAGCAAUUUUAGAAACUUAUUCACUUUAAUUAAUGCAGUGUUUCCCAACUUGUGGUGUGCUUCAAAGGGAGGUAAUUUGGGGGGGGGGGGGGGGGGGGGGGGGGUUGUCAGUAUCUGAGAUUUCAAUAGGGGUGAGAGUAAUUUUUGAAGGGACAAUUUCAAAGACAACCACUGUUGUUGGUCAUUUAUUGCAGUAAAAAUAUAUUUCAUUUAUUGAUUUGAAAAUUUAAAACUACCGUAUUAACAUUGAAACUCUGGGCCACAAAUAUUUUAAAUUCAGUUGUCCAGAAGGCAGCAAGGAGACCCUUUUUCAAACUUUUCGAGUGCUUUGGGGGAGGGGUGCUGGCAAUAAAACCUAAGGUAAGGAAACACUGUUUUAAUGGGCAAAUGAUUCUGAAAUUUAGUUCUCUGAGAUACCGGGUACAGCAAAGGUCGCUUUCAGCAUCAUCAUUUUUUAAAUUUAAGUCAAACAUGUACAUAAUUGUAUUUCCAAUUAAAAAGUGGUGUCUAAACUGGUGGGUGGUGUCUCUUGUGGUGCAUAAUCAGUUGAAGUGGUGGGGGGGGGGGGCACUAAAUUUAAUCUUUUUAUUUGGGUACCAGUACUUAAACAACUUAGGGCUUAUUGUUUUGAAUUAUAGUCUUCAUUUAGUAAAUUAUUAUUGUACUGUUAACAGUAAACAAAAAAAAGCAUAUAUUUUUUUUUAAUUUUCUUUAAUUGUAUUUCCAAUUAAAAAGUGGUGUCUAAACUGGUGGGUGGUGUCUCUUGUGGUGCAUAAUCAGUUGAAGUGGUGGGGGGGGGGGCACUAAAUUUAAUCUUUUUAUUUGGGUACCAGUACUUAAACAACUUAGGGCUUAAUGUUUUGAAUUAUAGUCUUCAUUUAGUAAAUUAUUAAUGUACUGGUAACAGUAAACAAAAAAAAGCAUAUAUUUUUUUUUAAAUUUCUGAUAAAAUGGGAGAUAUUUGUUAAAAAGGUUGGCUAUCAAGGAGCAAGUAAGCCUAUAAUGUUUAUACAAAAAAUCUUUCUAUUGAAUAUUUUAAAUUAAAUGAAAUCAACAUCUUAGUCAUGUAACAGGAAGUAAUUUGGUUGUUAGAAUCAAUGUGACAUCCUAUUGUUUUUUAAAAUUCCGGUACCCAGUAUUAUUUUAGACAGACUGUGCAGCCAAAGAUUUUAAAAGUUGUUCAUGUCAAAUUUCUGUAUGGUGAAAUUGAUAAUCCUGUCUACAGCACAUUUUUCAAUAGAUUGCAUUCUUUCUUUCAAUUUUGACUUAACUUUAUGAUUAUGAGAAAGCUUUGAUAUAUUUUAAAUAUUUCUAAUAAUAAUAAAGAAUUAAUUCAGCCAUUUAAAAGAUAAAGCAUAGGAUUGAACUUUUCCUGACUUUGUCAGGUCUUUUAUUAAAGAACUAUCUGGAAUAAUUUUUGCUGUAACCAAUGUUAUUUUAUUUAUUUCAUAUUUUAUUGUAUGUGGCAAUUUUUUAAAUGACUUUGUAAAUUCUGACAUGUAUUUCAUUUAUACAUUAAAUUACUGAACUAUGGUUUGUUAAUAUUAUCAUCUACUCCAUAACUUUGUUUUCACAAAAGCUUUAGUUGAAUAUUUUUUAUAUACUUAAAAUAUAAAUUUAACAAAUUAUUCCAUUUCCGCUCACAUUUAUAAAAAUCAAUUUGAUUUUUACUAAUACUGCGGACUCGUAUCAGAACCAAUUUUUUUUUUUCAAAUGCAAUUUGAUUAGAUAACAAGUAAAUAUGUAAUAUUCUUGACAUUCCUAACUCUCACAAGCAGUCUGGCGAAUGUCUAUGUAAUUUAAUCUACUAAUACUUAUAACCAUUAUCACAAAAUACUAUCAAUAGUAUAGCUUGUUAUGCAUCCUUAUUACUUUAAUUAUAGCAAGAUACCAGAAUUCUGCUGAGCAGUCCUGAUACCGGUACACAACUUGAGGAGGGUCUCCUGCUAUAUGGUUUCUGUAAAUAUGGUCUUUUUGGCCCAGACAGUUAAGGAAAAAUGUCAGCAGCAGAAUGUUAUCCUCUUCCCCCACCUACUGGUAUAAGAAACCUCAAUAAGGAUUUUGACAUUGUUGGUUGAGAAGUUCUUUGAAAGGUCGUGGCCAAUAAUGGAUACCCAGAAAUAUCAUUUCCACAGUGCAUAAGUGCUAUGAUAGUAUGGGGGCUAGUUUUUUGAAAAAUGAAGAGACAUCUAAUCCAUUGUAUCCUGGCACUAAUACUUUUCAGCCUUGUGUUCUCCGUCAUGUUGAAUGAUGCUUUCAGAGAGGGAGAUAUUAGGAUUGGCAUCAGAUACCGAAUUGAUGGUAAACUAUUCAACCUUGAGAAGCUACAUGCUGCUAAAUCCAAUGUCCUAACAGACAUCAUCUGGGACUUUCUGUAUGCCGAUGUCUGCCGGAAAGGCUGGAUCAGAUAAUCAGAAGCUGUAUGGCAGUUUCUCCGAUCACCUCACAAACCAGUCAGCUUCUCAAAAACCUCACGUUGAACCCAGCAUUCAAGUCAAUGGUGAAAAGCUUAAAGUACCGAUAGUAAACAGCUUCUCUUUCCUUGGCAGCACACUUUACCAAAACUUGAGAAGAUUAACCUUCAAAUUACUAAACCCAUGGAAACCUACAGCAAAAGGAGUUUCAUCAGUCAGCACCCAAACGAAUGCAUAUGCUAUGCAAUUAAAAUAUGGACUGUCUAUCAACCAUGCAAGAAAGCUGAACCAAUUUCACACUGCUAGCCUCUGAAAAAGCCUCAACUUCAAAAGACAAGACCCCAAAAACCAAGGUACUCGCACUGGCACAUCCCCCCAUUAUCUAUAUCAUUUUGAUAGGGCAUGUGAAAAUGUCGGGCAACAAUGUAAGCAUGGCAGGUAUGCUGGUUGAUAUAAGAGACGUUUCAAAGACACCAUGAACACAUCGAUUAAGUAAGCGCUCUGGAUAAACCUGAACACUGGAACAAUUAGCAAAGGAUCAAGCCUCAUGGUGCUCCUCUGUACACACAUCUCCAUGCAGCACGAAGCCAACAAAACAGAUGCUAUAGAACACAAUCCAGAAAAUCAUGAAUCACUAUUUCACCUGAAGAUGUCCUGUGUAAUCCUUGCUCUUAAAGCAUUUCCAUGAUGGUAUGCUGGCUAGGGUCUGGAAAAAUGGAGAGAUGUCCCAACCUUUCCCUGUGGCUCAUGGGGUAUGCAAGGUUGCAUCCUGGUACCAACAUUUUUUAACCUUAUCUUCUCCAACAUGCUGACUAAUUUCAGAGAGGGAGACUUUACGGACAGACAGAACCUGCUCCAGCACCUAUCGGAUGAUUAAAAUUGACCCUGGUUGAUUCAUUUGACAUGCUAACAAUUAUCAUUACUUAUUCAUCCAAUCACCAAGGCCAAUAACUAAAAAUAAAAUUUAGAUUUCAAUAAAAUAUUAAUAGAAAUAAAGCUAAAUGUGUGGACCUUUGCUUUAAAAAGGACCCAGAACAACUUUGUAAAAACUGAGCUAGUGUUGUGAUGAAAGGAACUGACAUGCAUUUAUGUAUUCAUUCUAAUUCUGAAGAAUAAUCCAUUGAAGAUGGGACUUGUUUUUUUUAUUACGGUUCCGUAACGUAAUUAUAAUUAAAUAAUAUUUACCCUUUGCCUACAAAUGAAAUAAAAUUUCCCAAGUCAUGCUACUAAAUUGAUGGGGACCUUCAAUAGUAACAAAAUGAUUCAUGAAACCUGUGGCACAAACGUGAUUUUUGUCUCAUAUGAUUUCUUUUGUGGUUUCUUGAUGCUAAAUAAGACAUGCCUGGGUUGUACAUGUAAUUUGAGAUAACUUUGUACAUGUCAUACCUCCUUUCUGUCGCAGAAUUUAGAUGCCAGAAUCUUUUACAGUAAUACCACAAGCUUUAGUUUUUCAUUUCUUUUGAUUUGUACUUGAAAUGGUUAUAUUAAUUUAUAGCCAUUUGAAUAUUUACAAAAAUAUAUUUGUCUUAAUCCUGAAAAUUUCACUUUGAGAUUAUUUAAUGUUAUUUUCAUCCAUGAUAGCUGCAUUCUCCUCUCUGUGCUAUUUGUUCUUGUUGAUCUUACUUUUAAUUUAUGACGUACAUAAUACUUUUUAAUAUCGCUUGACAGAUUCCCAGAAUGUGGUGUAAAUUAGAAUUAUUAUAUAUUUCAGAUUGGAUUACCUCAUCAAUGCUCAGUUAUACUUAUACCCAAUUUUUAAAUAUUUCAGUUUCAGAUGUGAUGUCCUGGUGACAAAUUAAUAACAAAAAGUUCUGCCUGGCUCUGUUCUUUAAAAAAAUAAUUGGUGUGGUAAGAAAGAAGUAUUUCACAAAACCCUUUAAAAAAAUCCAUUUUCAUAAAGACAAAAGUAAAGUUAAAGAUUAUGCAUUACAUGAUGUUUCCUUCAAUACUUCAAAUGUUAUGUUAAAUUUAUUUAUUGAUGGGAGUGAAAAUUAGAGGCACCUAGCAAUUAUCAGUGGUUGCUAUGCAUUCUCUGUCUGUUUUUGAAUUGUAUAUAGAAUAAGCAAUAAUUAUAGCAUCCUAUUCUAAUGAUAAUGGGGAACUCAUGCCACUGCAAGCUAGCAUGAUUUAUACUAUAGUGUAACAGUUAUUGCUAACAGCUAAAAUUAUUGCCUCCCAUGACUUAUUUUAUUUCACUUUUAUGUCAAUAUGUUAUUUCACUUUGAGAUCAAAUAGUGUAAUGACACAUCAUUUGUCUCCACUGAUUUCAUUUAUGUAAAUUUGCAAUUUCUAUUAAUUUGUUUUCUUCUCUGUUACAGAUGUCUAGUUCAUUCCAACCAACAACUUAAAAACAAAAUACUAAGCUCGCAUGUUUAAGAACUUGUUAUAUUAUCUGCCGUAGAGCGUAAUAAACCUUUUAUUCCAAAAUGUUAUGAUUUACGCUAAGAAUAGUAAGAAAUGGUUAAAAAGGGGACAAAAUGUGGGGAUGAGUUGGUUUCAUAUCCUGAGGAGUUGAAGAUAGAAAUGGUGAUGGUAUAUUUGAUGAGAAGUUGGAAUGUCACUAUCAGGGUUGCUUCUCGCCUACUUAAGUGGCAUUUGUAAUGUGCGGGUCAUGCUUGAUUUUUUUUAUGGCUCUGCACAAUGGAGGACAGUCAUUUGUAAUAUAGAUGAACAGUUCAUCAUCUCUUUUAUGCCAAUAUCAAAAAGAUACGCACUCAUACCUAAAUAAACAAUUUAAAAUCCAAGACACAAAAUAAUAGUUGUAGAAUGGGAGGAUCAACCAAACAAAUCUUAAAUUACUAAUGAUAAUCACUGAUAUUAUAUGGUUUUGAAUGACACAUUUUGCAUUAAAAAAUCAACUAAAAGGAUAGGUUUAAUUACCAUAUUAUUUUUUUAAGCCCAUCACUGAAUCACUGUUAUUCAUAAAGCAAUAUUUUAAUGCCUAAUUUUACCAAUAAUUUUAUCCCAUUGUGUACAUACAUAAAUAAGCAUUGAGGAAUGUACAGAUUUUGUUUUGAUGGUUUAAGUUUAAGGAGAUAGAGCGUUCAUACAUAUCUGUGGAUAUAAGAUGAAUCAAUCCAGCAUCAUUCUAUUACAAAACAUUAACUUCUUGGUCCCACACCAUUAAAAUAGUAAGGGGGUGGUGGUUUUAUAAUUUGACCACAUACAGUGGCUAAUACACUAUUUUAUAAAUACACGCCAUGGUUUUUCAAAGCAAAUGUGUACAGUUGGGAAUAAAAAUACUGUUACUGUCACACAUCUAAGUAUAAGAGAAAGCAACACAAAUCUAUUUUGAGAUGUUUUCAUAUCAUCUACAUUUCUUUUAUUUAUAGUAUUUAUCACAAGCCAAGGCAUUAAAGCACUGAAUGGUGAAUAGUUUUUUUCCCAGCAGAGGAACUGCAAUGAGUACACAUUAGCUAUGGUAAGUAACGAUAACUAACUACAUCAAGUCAAGAAAGCAAAUCUGAGGCACAAGUCUUACCGUUACUCACCUUAAGGUGGCAUGUAUAAAAAGUCUUACACAAUGGAGCAAGUUUCCUGAACAAUAAAUAACCUAAGUCUACCCCACCCUAGUUUGUUGAUGAUCACCCCCAAUAGAUUGUUAAAGUUUUAUCAUUUGUGGGAAGUGGCUGGUCAAUAUCUUUAACCCUCUGGAGACGUAAGGGCCGAUCUAUUGGGGGCCCGAGGUACACUAGCGAGAAAGACGUCAAGUCUGAGCCGUCGGCCUGAUAGAUCGAGCCUCACGAUUGGCUGGCUUGGCGUUGUACCAGCGAAUCAAAAUUAUUCAUACGUAUUCCUGCACAUCCCGGCAUUGUAAUGGCGGCGUUGGUUGAAGGUGAACUUAAUUUAUUUGUGUGCAGAAUUUUUUUUUUUGUGUGUGUGUAGUUACAUCGUGAAAUUCGAACAUGUCUGACAGUGACUCUGAUUAAACUGUGCUUAGUGAUUUUGAUAUUCUAGGUAUCUAGGCAUAAGCACCACAUUUUAGUAGUUUAUGCUAUUUUUUACACUAAAUAUCACUCAAAUGUUUAUGAGAGAGACCAAUAGAUAUGCAAACAACUUUCUCAGUAACAUCCAGCUUAAGAGAAGGUCCCUAGGUCAUAAAUAGGGGCCUGUUACAGUGUGUCUGUAACAACUGAAAAAUUGGGUGGAAAGGGGGGGGGGUGGAAAAAGGAGUAGAACCCUGUGCCAGAUGUAUCUGAAGGGCCUCCAUGGGCCUUUUCUCCCAAAAACAUAAGUGUUAGUACUUAUUCAGGCUUCAUCCAUCAAAAAAUUCACACAAUUGAUACAAGUAAGUCAUGUUUAGUCUAGGUGUAACAAAAAAAUUACAUGCAUAAAUUAUGGUAGCUCAUUUGCAUAAAUUUUGAUAUUUCAGUUUGAUUCAUAAAUAUUUUAUUAGUUCAUUCAAUUUCCUACAAGAAUAUAUAUAGUUUUACAUACAUUAAGGGAAUAGUUUAUUUUUUAUAAAUUUUUUUGCAAUGCGAGUGCCGAACUCGUAAAAAGGCCUCCGUCUUUUUAGCACAUACACCCCGAAAAGGCUACGUCUCCAGACGGUUAAAACUGUAAUCAUGGUACCUAAAUUUUGUCUAAUAUUAUGAUCAAUGUACUAUGCUGCACCAACUAUGUGGAAAAGAUUUUACCCAGGCAAACGGGUGGUAGUUAGGGGUUGCACUUCCAGGCUAAUGCUCAGUGCCAAACCCUCUGGUUACUAAUAUUGGACUAUUCAGAUUAAUGGACAGGGUCCUCAUACAUCUGAUAGAACAUUUUGUAUUUUAAAUUGAGCUUAAUCUUGCUAUGAUGUUCUCCUUUCAAGGAAGUGAGUUAUAAUAUGUUUGAAAAUAAUUGCUGAAAUUUGAAUAUAUGGACAGCCAACAGUACCAUUCAUUAACAGGAGACUGCAACAUCCAUAUAUAAUGGUACCGGGUAAUCUAACACUGUGUGAAAACACGUUAUAUGUGCAGACAUCAUAUCCAUAAUCCUUGAUUAAAGGCUAAAUUUCCUGGUAGACUACAGUCAUCCUAACCAAACAUGUAACAAUAUUGAACAUAUUUUCAAAACCACAGUUUGAUUUAUUGCAUUGCCCACAUACCGGUACUGGUAAUAUUAAAAGAAAGAGCCCAGUGUUUGUCUAAAGAAAUCAAUGUCAGAUCUUUAAGACGCUUCAAGGGGCUUUUAAUGUUGCUCUAAAGAAAUCAAUGUCAGAUCUGUAGAGGCUUAAUGUUUUUCUACCGAAAUCAAUGUCAGAGGCUUAAUGUUUUUUCUACCGAAAUCAAUGUCAGAGGCUUCAAGUGGGGGAAACAGGCCAUUUACCUUGGUUAUUUUCAGAAAAGUUAAGUUUAAAAAAUGUAAAAACAUAUCCAGACACACACACACACACACACUCCUCUUUUCCCCCUUUCUUUUUUCCUUCUCUUUUCAAAUCUUUCAUUUAUUCUUGAUCAUGACCAUUCAUCUUAGAAUAAAUAUAAUGCUUUAGUAGUGACGGUUAUUGUUGUUUCUAUUUCAGCCUCCAAUUGAUCCACAUCAGUUACUGAGGGCCCUUGGUCCACUUCUCACCCCAGCUGGUGGUAUAAAAGGGCCACAGGAAGCUUCCAGAAUUGCUAGGUAAUAUUUUUUUUGUGGACAGAUUUUUAAAAAAAAAUAGAGUGAUAAGUCUUCUUUGCAUUUUCACAUCCUCAUAUCUCCAGAUUUUUUUUUUUUUAAAGCAGCUUUAACAAAAAAAUUAAUAGCAGCAAUUAUUACCUGUUUAAAAAAAAAUAAUUUUUAAGUAAUUGAUUGCAUGUAGUAGGUGCCUUAGUUUCACCUGAAUUCUUGUAUUUUAUUACAGUUUGAUGAAAGAUGCUACUAAAUUAGUGACAAGAUGUAUUUAUCUCAACAUACUGAGAGCUACUGAAUCACAUGAAGCAUUGGAAAAGUAAGUACACAGCACUGCCCUUCAAAUAAUUUGUUUACUUCCACAAUGUUAACAAUCUCUCACUAAAUACAAAUUAUUAAUUAUCAGGCAUAUUUUAUUGUGAAUAGAAAACAACAGCAGUGUUACAUAUGUUUAAGUUUUUUUAAUUAAAUAUUUUUCUCACAUACAGCCCUGCUUCAAGCCAAGGCACUACCUUUUUUGUGUGUUUCAGAACCAUGACUUCAGCAUACAUUUGAACUCCCUACCAUUCCCCCACCCUCACAAGAGCAUGCAUUUUAACUCACCACCAUGCCCCCUCUCACGGGUACCGGUAUACAUUUGAACUCACUGCCAUCCCCCCCUCUCACAUGCAAAGACUAUCCAUAAAAACCUACUCAUUCUUUUAUUUCUGUUUUUUUUUAAAGAUUUAUCGAUGUUGGAGGCUGGAACAUAUUAAACAGUUGGCUGGAUGUUGCACGGGGUGACAAUAAUGACCCUUUACUUGGGGAGCUGUUGGAUGUUUACCUGCUAAUGCCAGUCACUGUUGUUCUACUCAAACAGAAUAGUGCAGCUAAGACCAUCAAACAGCUCAGCAAGACUGAAAAUGAAAGUAGGUGAAACUUCCGUUGCUCGUUGCACCCGAAAGCAUUUUUUUUUCAUAUUGCUAAGCAAAUUCGAUUGAACUAUAUUUUUUAAAUUGUUAUUUAUUUGUAUCUUCUCCAUCAAAUGAUUUGAUGAAGUUGUGAAAUGUUUUUCGAAGUCACAGCAUAUCACAUGAUUUAAAUUUAAUGAAGUUGUUAAAUGUUCCCCAAGUCACAUGAUCUGAUUAGAUGAAGUUGUGACAAGUCACAGUCACAGCACAUCACAUGAUUUAAGGAAGUUGUAAAAUUCUCCCCCAGUAACAGGAAUUUUAAGCAAUGAGAAAAUAUUUGAUAAAAUCUUCAACUAAAAAAGACAUAAAUCUUCGGUAUUUAUUGGAGAGUUAAAUGGCAAAUAUUUUAAAUUCAAUUCUACAAAGGUCAGCUAAGCCUUCACAAAUAAAAUAUUCUAUCUUAGUCCAUUUAGAAAGGCUUAAAAAAAGGCAAAUGCCCCUGUAGACAAUGUAGAAGUUUUGGACCCAUUGCCAGAGCGAAAUGUACCAUAAAAAUAACUUGAUUAAAAGCCCAUUUAAUGGAUUUUCCCCACUGGAAGCAUUUUAACAGAAUGUCCGAGUGCUUAGUCCAAUAAUAUAUGGAUGUGAAGUUAAAAGUGAUUAAGAAAAUCAAUCCAAUAUUUUAAUCAUUUGUGUUGGUUGGUAAAUAUUUAUAAACCUUCAUAUUGCCAUGUAGAAAUCAAGACCUUGUCAUCCAAGCUUGUAGACAGCUGGACCAAAACUAUCAGAGGACAAAACAAUGGCACAGACAAUGAUGCUGAGGGUAAGAUCAUGUCUUCACGGUUGGUUCAACUAACCGAACUUGUUAAGAAUAUGAUAGAGUGCGUUUUAAAUAACAAGAGUUAGAUUAAGUUGCAGUUGUUUAUUCAGUAUUAAGCAUGUAUACUAGAUGAGAUGAAAUAGAUCUUUGAACUGUGUGUAGAUCAGAUAUUAAUUUAUAAGUUUCAGAAGUUGUAAAAGUGGGAUGAUUAUGAUUUUUCAAAUUGGCAUUAAUUAGAGCUGGAGCACUUACAAAUAUUGCUCAAGUGAGAGAAUUUACCUGCGUUUCCCUUCUUAUGUGUGGAAGGGUUUAUAAGAACAUUGGAGAAAAAAAACAUCCACAACCUCAAUAAGAAAUUUUGUAAUUUGAUUACUUUGUUCAUCUAACCGUGCAAGUAAAUAAAAUCUAGCUAAAUAAAAACUUUUUUUUUUGUGGUGAUUUGUUGUUGGAAAAACAUUUUUUUUUUUCUGUAUUAUACCUGAGUAAAUAUUUUCUUUUGUCAUAGAUAAAAAGAAAAAGAAGAAGCACAAAGAGAAAGAAAGGGAAAAGGAUAAAAAUGAUAAGGAAAAUGACAAAAGAGAAAAGGAAGAAAAGGACUCAGAAAAAAACAAAUCACGAGAAAAAGACUCAAAAGAUCAUCACAAGGAGAAAGAUAAAAGAGACAAAGACAGACACAAAGAUAAGGAUCGCUCAAAAAGGGAAAAGUCCAAAUCAAGCUCUGAUAAUAAAGAAUCUUCCACAAAAGGAUCAUCAUCUUCUGAUCCCACCCUCUCAAGCAAAACUAAAGAAAGUAGUUCUUCCAAAAGAUCAACAUCCAUGGAUGAACUGAAAUCAUCAUCAUCAUCUACUACAACGAAUGGCUCUGGCAAAAACGUGGAACAAGACUUUUUGAAAGAUGAUGAUUCACGCAGGCGUCCAAAAACAGUCAAGCAGUUGAACACAAAAUUCCGAUCUACUGGACUUUUUGACGCAGAAGAAGAGGAAGAGCCAGAGCAAGCCAAGAAAAAGUUAGAUAAGCCCCCCAUGAAAAGAGCAAGGUUAGUGUACAUGAUUUCAUCAAUAUUUGCUUUUGUUAUGUCAUAAGAAGUUAUGAAGACUGUCCUGACUUCUGUAUAAAGUUAUGAUGACUGAUCUGACUCCUGUAUAAAGUUAUGAAGACUUACCUGACUCCUGUAUAGUUUGAAUACUUCCACAAAUUUGACCAUGCUAAAACACUUCUGAGAGAGCUGCAUUGGCUGCCAGUCCGCGCUCACAUAGAGUACAAAAUUGCAACUCUGUGCUACCGCUGCUUGCAUGACCUAGUGCCAUCCUAUCUUAAAGCCCUCUUGAUGCCUUAUAUACCCACUAGAUCACUCUGUUCAUCCGAAUGUGGCAAACAAUACCGUGUGUUCGUCUUAAGACCUACGGAAGGCGCACUUUCGCUUUUGCUGGUCCAAAAAUCUGGAACGCCCUUUCUGUAGCUCUCAGAAACAGCCAGACACUGCAGUCUUUCAAAAAUGAGUUGAAAACACAUCUUUUUCACACUCACCUACUGGGGUGAUGUAGUCUACUCCUUGUUUCCAGCUUGCUCAUAUUCCUCGAUGUAUAUUGGCUUGUAUUGUCCAUUGGCUUGUGUGUUGAUUUUUUAUUGUUGCGUUUUGUAUUUUAAUUUGGAAAAAUAUAAAUUGUCAUUAUAUGGUUGAAUUUGUACCACAUUUUGAGCCUCAAUUAGGGAUGAAGCAUGUGUUUGAAAUGAACUUUAUUAUUAUUAUUAUUAUGUAUAUUUAUAAUAAAGGGUGGCCAUUUGUGAAAUAAGGUGUUGUGUGUUGAGUAUUUCUUAAAUUGGAAAGCAAUUGUUUAAAUGUGUGGAAGGAUGUGAAAUGAUUUGGUAAUUGGAAGUGUGGUUUGGGGAGCGGGGGGAUAGAAGGAUGUGAAAUGAUUUGGUAAUUGGAGUGUGGUGGGGGGGUAUUGGAAGUGUGGUUUGGGGAGCGGGGGGAUAGAAGGAUGUGAAAUGAUUUGGUAAUUGGAGUGUGGUGGGGGGGGGGGUGAGAUAAGAAGAUAGAAGGAUGUGAACUGAUUUGGUGAUUGAACGGGGGAGAUAAAAAGAGGGAAAAGCAAUGUGAAAUAAAUUAGUAUGGUGAGGUCAUAUACAAAAUUAUGAGUACAAAAAUGCUUAUUUAUCAAUAAAAAGGCAAUUUGUAUCUGAUCUUUUUUAUUGUAUAUUUUCUGUUUCUCUUAGCAUGGAUUCAAAAAGUGAAGAUGCAAUAGAAAAAAAACCACGUCUGCAUUUAACAAUGCCCACCCUGACACCAGCUAGCUCUGAUUCAGCCAUAACAACACCACCUGAAGUGACUCAUGGAAGAAUCAAGAUUAUUCCACCCAAAAAAGGUUUGUUUAAUGUAUAUGCUCUUUUUAAACCCUGUUAGUUCUUAAGUUGACACGCUAAUUUUGCCCGGGAAAAGCCUGAAAAGUUUAUAACCCACUCAUAAAAUAACAUGUAAACAAUACUGUAUAAAGAAAUGACAAAAAUAUAGCCCCCAGCACCAAAAUCACGCUGAUGCACUCAUUAGUCCUCUCCCAUUUUCUUGUAUGCCUGGGAGUCCUGGACAUUACAGCAUAACUUGAAAGAAAAAUAAAGGCGAUAAAGAUGAGAUGUUUCAGAAGCAUUCUUGGCAUCUGCUAUAGAGACCAUCUCCAAUGAACGAGUGAAAGAAAGGAUUCAUCAAGCAAUUGGGCAGUACGAUGACCUCCUGUUGACUGUAAAAAAGCGCAAACUGGAAUGGUAUGUCACAAGAAAACAAGGGCUCGCCAAAGAAAUCAUGCAGGGCACAAAGAGAGGCGGGAGAAGAAGAGGAAGACAGAGAAAAAGAUGGGAAGACAACAUCAAAGAGUGUAUGGGGCUAAAGUGAGGUGAUGCUGUAUGAAGUGCACCAAACAGAGAGGAAUGGAGGAUAGUUAUCAUGUCAUCCGUGGCGCCCCAACGGUCCAAGGACUAAGGGACAUGAUGAUGAAAAUAAAAAGUAAUAAGCAUACAGUAUAAUGUAUGAGACAUGUACUUGCUUCAUGUCUAACCUAACUGAACAUUUACAAAAAUAGAUAAUUACCGUUUGGAAAGAAAUACAUGCCUGUAUUCUGCUGUAACAAUCAUUUACAAAGUUCACAUUAUCAGUCUGGUAACUGGUAUUAAAUAUAGGUCAGGUGGUACUACCUUUUCAUAAGACUUGCUCUGACUGCUCAUGAAAUACAUUUUAGCAGCUGCCUAAAAAAUCUGACAGGCUGACAUUUCAUUAUUCUUUGUAGGUAUUUGAUACAUUUUAAGCACAGCCAAACAUGACAGUGGUAAAAUGAAUACAAAACUUGUUACCCAGUAUUUUUUUAAUGGCUUUAUGGUGACUUCGGGUAAUUAAUUUUUUCAUCGUUGUCUUCUUGAAUUGAAUCAACUUACAUUUACAUUGAGUACCGUAAGUUAUAAAAAUCUCUUAUGACCUGCUCAUGAGGCCACCAAAAAUUGUAUAAAUGGUAUUCAUUUUCUUUUUCUGUAAAAAAACCUAGCGCUUGAAAUUAAAAUAAUUUUAACAUUUAAUUCUAAAUAACUUUUUAUGUGAAUCUUGUUGUGCAAAAGGUCAUUUAAAACGUGUAUAUUUUGCAAAAUGUUAAUGAACUUGUGUAUUGUAGACAGGAAUGAAGAAGGACUUUUGUUUGAUGUUUUCCAUCCCCCUCUUCUUAUUUCUUUGUUUUAAACCAGUUUCCUUUUAAAUGAUGCUCAUUUAAUAUAUUUGAUUCUUUUAUUUACUAGGGCAAACCCAUAUUUUGAUUAAAUGCCAUACCUCCAGCUCAUGUUAAACUAUUUGCAACUUUUAUUUACUAGCGCCAAACCCUUAUUUUAAUUUCACAGCUCCAGCUCAUGAAAUUCAAGAAAGCAAUGUCUUCAUGACCGCUCUUCAGCAGUCCACACUUCCUGGAGGACUGAAGAGGAAAAAGAAGCUGCUGGUUUCACCAUCGCCUAUGUCAACAACCCCCUUGCUGAUAAGGGGAUCAUCUGCGACGUCCCCACCUUCAGCUUCCUCGCCAUCUGCUACAUCCCCCCCACCCAGUACACAGACUAGUGAGGCAGGACCCACCUCCCCACCAUUGCUCUCUCCCACCACAGUUAUGGCCCAGAAAUUACCAUCUGUGCCUUCUGUAAGUUUAUAAUUAUCAAAAUAAUUUUUCAGACAUGAACAGCAAAAAUUAUAUCAUGGGCUGUUUAAAUUAUAUUCAUUGGCAUUAAUCACUUAAUCUAUAUUCUGGUAUAUAUUUUUUUUUUCUGUAUCACAAAAUAAAUAUAAUUAUCUUACUAUUUUGUAUUGUAUUUGAAUAAAUUGUCUUUCAAGCCUCUUUACAUGUGACCAUUAUAUUUUUCAAUUACAAUAAUUCUGUGUUUUAAAGGAUAUACCCAUUUUUAUCUAAAUUUUAAAUGUUUCUCAUGCAGUUUUACCGUGAUACUUUAGAGGAUAUGCCAGAGAGCACAAAUAGCAAGAAAGAUAAAGAAAGGGAUGAAAAUGAAGACCCACCACCUGCUCUAGAAGUUAUGCAAACAGAUGAGGAAGGGGAGGGCAGAUUAGAUGAUCAGACAUCAUCUACAUCUGAGGAAAAAAUUUCAGGUCAUUUCUUCAUUCCAGUGAUUGCAUUGCCUUCUUUACUUUCAUAAUAGUUAUUAUUUAACUAAAAUGUAGCAAAUUAAACUAUCCACCUUAAAUCAAAUGUUUUGAUGUGCUACUGAAUAAGGGUGGCUAAUUGACAAAUUUGACAGUGCAGGAUGCAAAUAUAGAAUGCUAAUAAUAAUUCAUAUUCAAAACUAAAGAACAAAAUUAAAGAUUUGAAACAAAUAAUUUUCACUGUCGUCAAGUUUUUCUAACUUGAUAUUAAUGUUUAACAAUUUGCUCCAACAGAGUCUAAGCCAGAGGGAGAACUGAUUCCCGGUGAUGUUUCUCUGGAUAGUGAUCCGAAACCUGUUAAAGUAAAGAAACCCAAGAAGAAUGUCACUUGGGCAAGAGAAACCAAUUUAGAGGAAUACUUUUAUUUCGAAUUGGAUGAAACAGAGAGAGGUCAGCAGAUUUGUCUCUUUAAAUUGUUCUUUUAUACUUCAAAUUGUUUGUAAUUUUUUUUUCAUUUUUACAUCUAAUUGUUGGUAAUUUUCUUUUAUUUUUGCUCAACUUGGCUAAUUGAUAUAAUAUGUUUUUUUCUCUCCAGAAAAUGUAAAUAGACCAAAAACGUUUAAUGAAAUGAAGAAAGAGGAGAUGUUGCUAGAUCGAAGGGUACGGUUAUAAUAAAAACCAGAUUAUGUAUAUUUUAUGAAUUACAGAAAUUCUAUCGGCCAAAUGUCAUGUUGUGUCAGAUAAAUGUAAAUCUAACAUAGCUACCUUAACUGUCCAAAUGAAAACAAUGUACAUCUAACAUAGCUGUCCAAAUGAAAACAAUGUUGACCCACAAUUUACUGUUCAUUUCAGGCCAUGGAAUCUGCUAAAAGAUUUAAUAAUGACACAAUGGUGGAGGUAUUACAGGUAAGUGACACCCCCCCCCCCUCCCCCCUUUUCCCAUUAGCAAGAAUGCUUUGUAGCCAGAGUUGAUUUAUCCUGCCCUAAGUUUGGCCAUACACAUUAAAAAAUAUAUUGAAUAAUGUUUAUCAAAAAUCUGCUACGUUAUUAAUUAUAUUUUUCUAUGGUAAACUUAAAUAAUUAUAUAAUUAAAACACAGCGAUAGAUUAGGAAGAUACUCAUGGAUGUUUGAAACUGUUGAAUGUUUUUAAAUGAGUGUAGAGAUUAAGAGCGGAGUAGGUAAAAGUGACCAAACAUUUUUGGGGAGUUGUUAGACUGCUUGAUAUUUAAGAUGGCUGUUUUCACAGCAUUCUUGUCAUCCGCAUUCAUCACUCUACAAGAGAUGAUGAUAUAGUUUCUUAACAUAAUAAUUGUACAAAUUAUGGAAUUAUGGCUUUUUUUUGCCCCAAAUAGUAAAGUUAAAUAAUAUUUUUUAGUGCUACACAUUUUGUUUUACUACACGUACUUCUCCCUCAUCAGUGGAAACGCCCCAAACCUAUUGACAAUGUGAUUGUUGUAGUAGAGUCAGGAUGUAACAGUGUAGAGAAACAGAUACAGAUGGACAGGGAGCUAAUUGUACUGUGUGCCCUCUUCUUUAACAAGUGAGUGUUGUUAUAGAGAACUAAUUGUACUGUAUGCACUCUUCUUCAACAAUUGAGUGUUGUUAUAGGGAGCAUAUUGUACUGUGUUUGGUGCUUUAAAUAUUUCAUGCCGAUAUUAUUCAACAAAAUGUUAUUCUUUUUUUUUUUUAAUUUGGAGAAAAAAAAUUUGGGAAAAAAUGUAGUGGGGACCAAUGUUCCCUCUAAGGUUUGUUGGUUCGUGUGCAAAAUCAUACAGUUGUGUGCACAAUUUUAAAGCCCACAAACACACACUUACAUGGAAAUUUGCUGUGCGGAUACUCAAAGCUGCUGCGCGGUGUCUGUGAGAUAGCUGAGUGGCCGCGCAGCUUAAAGGGAACAUCGGUGGGGACCAUGCUUUGAGUACAAAGUAACAUUAUCUUGGCAUUUUCAUACCUGAAAUCCGGCCCCACCAAUCGGAUUUAAUCCUAAUUUGUCUUAACAUUUUAAUACCUCAAAUCUGACACCAACAAUUAGAUGUAAUCCUCAUUAUCUUGGCAUUUUCUCCUCUAAUCUCAUCCCAACAAGAAAAGGAAAUCCUAAAAACAUGUAUCUUUACAUUUUCAUGCCUUCAAUCUGACUCCAAAAAAGAUGGGGCACAUGCAUGCAUAGAUUCCCACCCUGGAAUCUUCCACUGAAUACACUAAUUAUAUUGAAAAUUCAAUAUUUAACAUCACAGAGAACUUCCUAGUUAAUGUUAAAGUAGAUUAAACAUUGUUUUUAAUUCUUUUCACCAGGGUACCAGAUACACCUGCUGAACCAGAUCUGGAAAACUCAGGUGAUAAACUUGAGACCCAAAUCAUUCCACUGGAAGAUGUAUGUUGUUUUUUUUAGUUUAUUAAGUUAUUAUUUAGCCAUUUAUCUCUUAAUUGUAACUUUUUAUAAUAAAUUAACAUUACCAAUCACUUUCAGGAAUGAAAUUUUUCAUCAAAUAAUUAUGUUACUGUUCUUUUUUAUACUCCUUCAGGAAAAUGGUUCAUGUACUGAAUAUGAGCACACAUAUAAAUUUAAUGACCCGUCUUCAUUACCAUAUGAUCCUGAAUUUGGAGGACUCCCACUUCAAAGUCAUGUGCCUCCGAUGAAUCAAGUUGGUCCCAUGGUUGGACCUCUGAUGAACAAUAUGUCUGCCAACAUCAUUGCUGGGAACAUGAAUAACAAUAUGGGUGGCAACACAAUGGGAAACAUGAAUCUGCCACCUGCCAUCAGUCAUAUACUCAAUACCUUACAACAGCAGGCUCAGGAAAGCAGAGACCCUGUUAUACAAAAUCUUCAAGGAAUGCUUGCAAGUGUAUUGGUAAGAUGGAAGACCAGUUGUAUCUUAAAUAUUUUUUAAUUUAUCAUUUUAAUAAAACUUGUUUAAAAACAUUUGCAGUGUCAGAAAUAAUUUUAUUUUUAGACCAGUGCUGUUAGUUUUUCAGCAAACAUCCUAAAAAGUCAAUUCAGUAGCAACAUAUCUGAAUGGGUGGUGGAUUAUAAGGAAGACAUAAUUAUACAAGUUGAUAAUAAAGUUUUUGAAUAGAAAUCAUACAUCUUUCUGCAAAUAAGUAAUUUUUGGGGUAAUUUUCUACAUUGAAUUUAUUUUUUAAUUAAGAAUAUGCUAAUAAUUGAUAAAAUAUCAAUAGUUGACUAUAGUCAACAUAAAUACUUUUUUUAAUGGAAAAAAUACAGCUUUUGAGACAUUAUACAUAAUAUAUGUAUCAGGCAAGGAUCCAAGGGGCAUCAUAAUACAUUUAAAGCUAAUGCUGAGUGAAGAUCCAUUCUUUUAAUUAAAGUAAUAUUUCUGAUCUUUGCAGAUAAUGCAAUAAUCACUAUUAAUUAUGUAUAAGGAAAUGAUAUCCAUACAUAUUUCAGCAAAAUACAAAUCCACAAGACAGUGGGAUGCUGAUGGAUAGAAUUCUCACUGCUUUAGAGCCCUUUAAAAAUCAGAUACCAGGUAAUAAUACUAAUUUAAAUAUUUAUGCAUAUUGUCACUGCACUAUUUAAUUGUAAAUAAUACUAGAGGUGAAGUGGUUCAAAUAGUGACUGAUAUUUUAUCAUCCACAUUCACAAUAAGAAAUACAUUUCACAAAAAUCCGAAAACACUUGGAAAUUAUAUCAUAUGAAUUUCAUUUACUAACUUCUGGAUAACAUAAUCUUCUUUAAUUGAUAUAUAGAUCAACACAAUAUAAAUCUUUAUUACAACAACGGUCUCUCUGAUCAAUCUUUUCAAAACAAAUCUCCAUUAUUCAACCUUUUUUUUUUUGAUUGACUAGUUUCUCCCCCAAGUCCCAACACGGUAUAUAUUAUAUAAGAAAUAUUUACCAUAUUACUUAUCUCCCAGUAUUAUUCAUAUCUGUGGCACAUAUCAUAAGUAGAGAUAUAUCAUCAAAGACAGGAUGUUUUCCAUAUCAAAUCAGUUCAGAAUAUUUGUUAACUUCAUAGUUUAGGGACUGUGUCAUUGGCGAAAGACACAGUACUGGCUUUAGAAAAAUGCAAACUCAUGCAAAGAAAAUUAUGAGUUUUAUAGAUAAUUUUUAGUUCAAAUGCAGGUUAUAUUGUUUAUCAUUUUUAAAUAUUAGAUUAACUCUCUUGUAUGGAAUUGAAUGAACUAAUACAAUCUUUAUGAAUCAAACAAAAAGAAAUCUCAACAUUUAUGCAAAUGAGACAUCCUGAUUAGCAUAAUUUAUGCUUGAAUUUUUUUUUCUUUUUCACAAAGAAUAAACAUGCCUUACUUGCAGAAUUUCCUUUAAUUAUUUUUUUUUUUUUGUGGGAACCUAAAUAAAUCCUAAAAUUAUUUGAAUGAGAUUCAGUGUGAAGAAUUGCAUAAAAUAUUCUCCUGGGUAUGCUUAGGCUUUCUGGCAUAUCUCUUUUUAGGAGUCAAUAGGUACAAAAAAAAAUUGCUACAAAAUGACAGAACACUAAGCUAACAAUGGACGCCACGAUUUAAAUUGGCGAGAUCAGAUAGAACUGCGAGAAGCAAUCUGACUAGCUGGUACAAAUUACAAAGACCAGCCAGCCCAUCUCGAGGCUUGUAUUAUUGGUCCAAUGGUUCGGCCUUUUGUCUUUUUUGCCAUUCAACUCUGGGCAGAUUCAGACAAAAUAAAAAGUAAAAUCUCUUUAAAAAUCAGAUUUUUUUUUUUUAGGCCUUGGCAAUUUAAUCAACUCAGUGACUGGAAAUGGCAUGGACCCCAACAUGGGGCCCCGUUUUAUGGGACCCAAUCAGAUGGGGAAUCCACGUCAUGGAUUACUAGGCUCAGCUCCUCCAGGUUUCAACAUGAUGGGUGGUAACAUGAGACCAAACAUGCCUGGUAAGUGUAUUUUGUUAAUCUCAGAGUUCUUUUUUUUUAAGCUCUGAAUUUACACCCUUGGCUAUAAUACUAAAUCUAUUUUUGCGUGUUCAGCUGAUUUUGAUUCUAUACCAAAAUGGCAAUUGUCCCAACAAUUCAUUGGUUGAGGAUUUUUACAUGGAGUUAACCUCCCCUUCAAGAAUAGCCACCUAACUUGGCUAGAGUCCAUUCUACCCAGCUAAUUAGCCAUAAUUAGGGCUGAACCUUGCUAAUUAAAAUAAAAAAUUUGUUUGUCAAGAGGCGGGCAACAUGCCCAUUGCCCCAGGGCUUAAUCAUGGCUUUCUUGUCAUCAUGCAUUGAAUAUGGGUUUCUGAUAAAACAAUUACCUAAUUAUCAUCUGGUUGGAACUCCCAUAGCUUAUGUCUUGAAGUCAGUUACAGUGAAGUAGCUAGAGUUAGUGCCACUGGGACGGGUCAGGAUUUUUUCCGCCCCUUCAAUGAAAAAAAUUCUGCAGUUGGCCCAAAAUGCUGUCCCUCCAUAAUAUAAAGUUAUAAUAAAGUGCUGCCCGGGGUAGACUGCCCCACCUUCCUAAGCCACUUGUUUGUUAUCUAGUUAACAGUUUUUUAAUACAUGUUCUUGAUCCCAUUAAGUGUUAAGUAUUUUAAUCAAUUGAUAGAUCCAAGAAUUGUUUCAAGAGCCAUUUUUAAAUUCUGUUGUCUGUACUGAAAACUAGGAUGCAUGUGGAUAUAUUCAUUCUGACAUUAUUAAAUUAGUCAAGAUUGGUUAGUUUCAUGAUUGAAAAAAAAUUAUUCAGUUAUGAGUAAGAUGUGUUUAUUCUCUUCUACUUCAGCUCCUGGUCCCAUGAUGAACAAUAAUCCAGGUGGAAUGGGUGGCAACUAUUACAUGGGUGGAGGUGGUGGUGGGGGCAUGCGCAUGGGAGGACCUCAUGGCCAGUGGAGGGGUAGAUCCAGACCUUAUGGAAAAAGAGGUAGGUGUUAUAUUUCAAGUAAAGAUAUCACUUUUUGUUCUUUCUCUAAAUGAAAAAUUAAAUUGAUUAUAAUUAACUUUUCUCUACCUUAUACAAUGAAGAAUUAAUUGUCCUCAUGCUUUCCUUACUUUGUCCUUACAGGUGGCCCACGAAAUGUAGUUUGUCAGUUUUAUGUUAAGAAAGGAAAUUGCAAGUAUGGUGACGUUUGUCAAUUUAUUCACCCUGGACCUAAUUCAUAGCAUUGAAUUAGGUAUUAGGUUUUUUAAAAUUAAUUUUGUUCAUGUGCUCAAAAUCUUCAAUGAGGAAAUAGUAAAAGAAAUGAAAAAUUAAAUUUGUUGAUAUCUAUCAAGCCCACAAAGAUAAAGGAAGUUUGGAUGAUGACAUUCCACUUUCAUCCAUUUACGUCUCUACUGAAUUUUGAUAUUUUUUUUUUACAUUGGAGGGAAAAUUAAUGUGUUAAAAAAAGUAUGUCCUCUGAUUCUAAUAUAAUCUUACUCUUUUGCUAAGGGUGGGCAUCUAAAAAAAAAAAAAUUGUAUAAAAUUCAUCAUGGGCAUUACCCUCUUUGCCAAUGUGAAGAAGAGACAAUUAUGUAUAAAAGAAAUAUUUUAUUGUUUUGUCUAAACCAUCCUCAAAACCAUCUGAAAAUACACUUUGAAAGACUUUAAAAAACUAAGUUUUAUUUUCAUUUGUUUUAAGAGGACAGGUUUCUAUUUUAUAUGGUUGAAAUGAGCAAUAAUUAUAAAUUAUUGGAUGAAUAGUUAGCAUGUUGCUUGUCCUGGUAGACAAGAUAUUGCUUGGGUGUCUGCAUGAGUGUUCUAAUAAAAAAAUAUAUGAUUUUUACUUAAUACUAUCAGUUUGAAAUGGGAUGAAUCAUAAUUUUCCUGUGUACCGUACUUGAAAAUAGAGAUACUGUAAAAAGUUAAAUUAUCAUUUAUGCCAAAUGAGAAAUGUAAAUAUAAUGCAACUUAGAAAUGUCUUUGACUGCAACAUUGCACCUCAUAUCUGAACUGUUUGACUGUUACACUUACUUUUGAUACCAAUAAGGUAUUUGGCUUGUACAGGUUCUAUGAGAUAUAUAUACACCAUGUCAUUAUUUCAAAUCAUCAUUAAUAGAAAAUAAUUAACAGGUGUAUUAGUAAAUCGCUUGCUCCUUUCAUUUCAAAGUGUAUGAAGAUGCAGGUAUUCAUUAUUGGAGCUAAGGAUUGUAUUUCAUUUGAUGAUUUGGUCUAGCUGAAUAUAUUCAUAAAGAGUGUGAAUGACUUUGAAUGUAUAGUGCCAAAUCUUUAUGUAGAUAAUGUACAGAAUGUUGCAAGUCAGCAGUUCUUUAUCAAAUUAAUGUUGCUGUAAAUAAAUUCUUCAGUGCAAAGACAUUAAAUAUUGAAAACUUAAGUUUGACAAA